Arvicanthis niloticus (Nile rat) is the source of this 3743-nucleotide messenger RNA. It is a transcript of the gene Corin, whose product is annotated as corin, serine peptidase. Gene Ontology annotation, cellular component: membrane. Gene Ontology annotation, biological process: peptide hormone processing; regulation of blood pressure. Gene Ontology annotation, molecular function: protein binding; serine-type endopeptidase activity. NCBI's taxonomy places the organism in Eukaryota, Metazoa, Chordata, Mammalia, Rodentia, Muridae. The record is from RefSeq and is a predicted model, not a curated record.
AUGGGCAGGGUUUCCUUCAGCGUUAGGGUCAACUCGGUGCGGAGAGCCCGCUGCUCUUGUCCUGGGCGAUGCUACCUUUCCUGCAGAGUCCCUCCAACCACCGCCCUCCAGGCACUGAACCGGCUUGGCUGCGCGGGGGUUCCGGGGGAGACUGCAGGUGGAGCCUUCGGACCCGGCCCCUCGGGGACCCGUGGCUUCCUCUCCGGGUCCAAGUUCCAGACUCCAGGCAACUGGAAGGAUUGCUUUGGAGCCCCGCCUGCUCCAGACGUCUUGAGAGCAGACAGUAGCGUGGGCGAGGGCUGUCCCCAGAAGCUGGUGACUGCUAAUUUGCUGCGUUUCCUCCUGCUGGUGCUCAUCCCCUGCAUCUGCGCCCUCAUCGUGCUGCUGGCCAUCCUGCUGUCCUUCGUGGGAACAUUAAAAAAGGUUUAUUUCAAAUCAAAUGACAGUGAACCUUUGGUCACCGAUGGCGAAGCUCGAGUGCCUGGCGUUAUCUUUGUAAAUACAGUGUAUUAUGAGGACACAGGGGCACCCUCUGUGCCCCCCAGCCAAGUCACUCCAGAGGACCAGAGGCACAGGAAUACAAGCACCUGCAUGAACAUCACUCACAGCCAGUGUCAAAUUCUGCCCUACAACAGCACGCUGGCGCCUCUCUUGCCAAUUGUCAAAAACAUGGACACGGAGAAGUUCCUCAAGUUCUUCACGUACCUCCAUCGCCUCAGUUGCUAUCAACACAUCCUGCUCUUCGGCUGUAGCCUCGCCUUCCCUGAGUGCAUUAUUGAUGGCGAUGACAGGCGUGGCCUUCUACCCUGUAGAUCUUUCUGUGAGGCUGCAAAAGAAGGAUGUGAAUCUGUCCUGGGAAUGGUGAACUCCUCCUGGCCAGAUUCCCUCAGAUGCUCUCAGUUUAGAGACCACACUGAGAACAACAGCAAUGUCAGCAAGGUCUGCUUCUCACUGCAGCAGGAACAUGGAAAGCAAUCGCUCUGUGGAGGUGGUGACAGCUUCCUGUGUACCAGCGGGCUCUGCGUCCCCAAGAAGCUGCAGUGUAACGGUUACAAUGACUGUGAUGACUGGAGUGACGAGGCUCAUUGCAACUGCAGUAAGGACCUGUUUCACUGUGGCACAGGCAAGUGCCUCCACCACAGCCUCGUGUGUGAUGGGUAUGAUGACUGUGGGGACUUGAGUGACGAGCAAAACUGUGAUUGCAAUCUCACAAGAGAGCAUCGCUGUGGAGAUGGGCGCUGCAUUCCGGCUGAGUGGGUGUGUGAUGGGGACCAUGACUGUGUGGACAAGUCUGACGAGGUCAACUGCUCUUGUCACAGCCAGAGCCAGGUGGAAUGCAGAAGUGGACAGUGUAUCCCUAGCACCUUCCAGUGUGAUGGAGACGAAGACUGUAAGGAUGGGAGUGACGAAGAGAACUGCAGUGACAGUCAGACGCCAUGUCCAGAAGGAGAUCGGGGAUGCCUUGACAGUUCCUGUGCAGAAUCCUGUGCUGGUAGCUCUCUGUGUGACUCAGACAGUGGCCCGAGUAACUGUAGUCAAUGUGAGCCCAUCACUUUGGAACUCUGCAUGAAUUUGCCCUACAACUAUACACAUUAUCCAAAUUACCUUGGCCACAGAACUCAAAAGGAAGCAUCCAUCAGCUGGGAGUCAUCUCUCUUCCCUGCACUUGUACAAACCAACUGUUACAAAUACCUCAUGUUUUUCGCUUGCACCAUUUUGGUUCCAAAGUGUGAUGUGAGUACAGGCCAACGCAUCCCGCCUUGCAGAUUCCUGUGUGAACACUCUAAAGAGCGUUGUGAGUCUGUUCUGGGGAUCGUAGGCCUUCAGUGGCCUGAAGACACAGACUGUAAUCAAUUUCCAGAGGAGAGUUCAGACAAUCAAACUUGCCUCCUGCCCAAUGAAGACGUGGAAGAAUGCUCUCCGAGUCACUUCAAGUGCCGCUCAGGAAGAUGCGUUCUGGGUUCCAGACGAUGCGACGGCCAAGCUGACUGUGAUGACGACAGUGACGAAGAGAACUGUGGUUGUAAAGAGAGAGAUCUUUGGGAAUGUCCAUUCAACAAGCAGUGUCUGAAGCAUACAUUAAUCUGUGAUGGGUUUCCAGACUGUCCAGAUAGUAUGGAUGAAAAAAACUGCUCAUUUUGCCAAGACUAUGAGCUGGAAUGUGCCAACCAUGACUGUGUGCCACGUGACCUGUGGUGUGAUGGACGGGCCGACUGCUCAGACAGUUCAGAUGAAUGGGGCUGUGUGACCCUCUCUAAAAACGGGAAGUCCUCCUCAUCCCUGACUGUUCACAGAUCUGCAAGAGAACACCACGUGUGUGCUGAUGGCUGGCAGGAGACAUUGAGUCAGCUGGCCUGCAGGCAGAUGGGUUUAGGAGAACCAUCUGUGACUGAGCUGAUCCAAGGAGAGGAAGGCCAGCAGUGGCUGAGGGUGCACUCCAGCUGGGAGAAUCUCAAUGGGAGCACCUUGCAGGAGCUGCUGGUGCACAGGCAGUCCUGCCCAAGCAGAAGUAAGAUUUCCCUUCUGUGUAACAAACAAGACUGUGGUCGCCGCCCUGCUGCCCGAAUGAACAAGAGGAUCCUUGGGGGUCGGACUAGUCGUCCCGGGAGGUGGCCGUGGCAGUGCUCUCUGCAGAGUGAACCCAGUGGACAUAUCUGUGGCUGCGUCCUCAUUGCCAGGAAGUGGGUUCUGACAGUUGCCCAUUGCUUUGAAGGGAGAGAAGAUGCUGAUGUUUGGAAAGUGGUAUUUGGCAUAAACAACCUGGACCAUCCAUCAGGGUUCAUGCAGACCCGCUUUGUGAAGACCAUCCUUCUACAUCCCCGUUACAGUCGAGCCGUGGUAGACUAUGACAUCAGCGUGGUGGAGCUGAGCGAAGAUAUCACUGAGACAAGCUACGUCAGACCUGUCUGCCUACCCCGUCCAGAGGAGUUUCUAGAACCAGAUACGUACUGCUACAUCACAGGCUGGGGUCACAUGGGCAACAAAAUGCCCUUUAAGCUGCAGGAAGGGGAGGUCCGCAUUAUUCCUCUGGAGCAGUGCCAGUCCUAUUUUGACAUGAAGACCAUCACCAAUCGGAUGAUAUGUGCUGGCUAUGAGUCUGGCACUGUGGACUCGUGCAUGGGAGACAGUGGUGGGCCUCUGGUGUGUGAACGACCCAGAGGACAGUGGACAUUGUUUGGUUUAACUUCAUGGGGCUCCGUCUGCUUUUCCAAAGUUCUGGGACCUGGAGUGUACAGCAAUGUGUCUUACUUUGUUGACUGGAUCGAAAGACAAAUAUAUAUUCAGACCUUUCUCCAAAAGAAAUCCCAAGGAUAAUCGGAGACUUUGCAGGACACCUACAUGGAGAAUGGCCCUCUUGAACGGGAAGCAUGUCCUGCCAAGAGCUGUACGAACAGGCGUCGGUUUCACGAACAGGACAUUCAGCAUUCACUGCGAGAGCUCUUCUGUUUGUGCUAGAUGAGUUUUCCUCAGGCUUCAGUCGUAUUCAACAUUAUCAUUCAUUAAUUUCAUGAAUUCUUUUAAAAGCACAGAGCAAAGUAGGUUUUGUUCUUUUGCUAGGCUAACCUUGAAUGUAGUAUGAAUUAUCGACCCAUAGGGACAACCUUUGGAACUCUAUGGUAACAAGUUAUAGAAAGCUCCUUCUAUUACUAUUACAAAACACACAUGGAGAUACACACUGACCAAUCUCCAGUUUCUGCGCAAGCACAGCAGCUUAGGGGGCACACUUCAGAACUGAUCUUAGA